Messenger RNA from Serinus canaria (Common canary), 1945 nucleotides. RefSeq names its product ELOVL fatty acid elongase 7 (gene ELOVL7). The transcript is spliced from 8 exons. Gene Ontology annotation, molecular function: fatty acid elongase activity. Lineage: Eukaryota; Metazoa; Chordata; Aves; Passeriformes; Fringillidae. Gene Ontology annotation, biological process: fatty acid elongation, saturated fatty acid; sphingolipid biosynthetic process; fatty acid elongation, monounsaturated fatty acid. Gene Ontology annotation, cellular component: endoplasmic reticulum membrane; endoplasmic reticulum. The record is from RefSeq and is a predicted model, not a curated record. The coding region runs from base 191 to 1030 and encodes 279 amino acids.
GCCCUCCUGCGGACCGUGCGGUGCCGCCGCGCAGUUGCCGCCCGGCGGUGCGGGGACAGGUGGGGCUCGCUGCUGCCACGUGAGUGGAUCCGGCGGGAGCGGGAAACCGGAGCGCGGGGCUCUGCGGUCAUCUUGGGAACAGGAGUCUUCGCGUCCUUCCGCAGGGCAGCAUCAUAAAAAUCAAGUGAAAAUGGCCUUUAGCAAUCUGACAUCAAAGGCUAUACUACUGUAUGAUGAAUGGAUUAAAGAUGCCGAUCCAAGACUGGAAGGCUGGCCACUUAUGUCUUCACCUUUUCCAACAACUUUUAUCAUUGGAACCUAUGUUUAUUUUGUCACUUCCUUGGGACCCAAACUCAUGGAAAAUAAAAAACCUUUUGAACUCAGGCAGAUCAUGACGUUUUAUAAUUUUAGUGUUGUAGCCCUCUCUUUGUAUAUGACUUAUGAAUUUCUUAUGUCAGGCUGGGCCACAGGAUACUCAUUCCGGUGCGAUAUUGUUGACUACUCAAGGUCACCGACAGCUCUAAGAAUGGUGCGAACUUGUUGGCUUUACUUCUUUUCCAAGUUCAUUGAAUUAUUAGACACUAUAUUUUUUGUGCUGCGUAAGAAAAACAACCAAGUUACAUUCCUGCAUGUCUUUCAUCAUUCCAUUAUGCCAUGGACCUGGUGGUUUGGAGUCAAAUUUGCUGCAGGUGGUUUAGGAACAUUUCAUGCUUUGCUGAACUGUAUUGUACAUGUUGUCAUGUACACUUACUAUGGAAUCUGUUCUUUGGGACCAGCCUAUCAUAAAUAUUUGUGGUGGAAAAAGUACAUGACAACUAUACAACUUGUCCAAUUUAUUAUGAUUACAGUCCAUAUAGGACAAAUCUACAUCAUGGAUGAUUGUCCGUACCAGUAUCCAAUUUUCAUGUUUAUUAUCUGGCUUUAUGGCUCCAUGUUUUUAGUCUUGUUUCUCCACUUCUGGUACCAUGCUUACACCAAGGGACAAAGACUGCCAAAAACGGCAAAAAAUGGCAUCAGCAAAGAUCAGUGAAACAAAUUCUUGUCUCUAAAACCAAAGAAGUGUAUAUGUCAAUGGGGAAACUUGCACUGCUUGACAAUCAAGACAUUUAAGUGCGCACACUACAUGGUGUAUAUUUUGUAUGUUUUCUUCCAAAACAGAAUUUGUAUUUUUACCGUAAGUUAUUUGGGAUUCAGAGCUUGGGAGUGGGGAAACACUGUGUAUCUCUGAUUAAAAAAGAAAGAGAUCUCUAUCUAGAAAAUGCACAAAAAUAAAGAUAAUUGGAAAAACUAAAAUGUGUAUGACAAGUACUGAGUACUUUGAACACACUUUGAGGGGGAUAAAAAAUACUUCACUUUAAAUGUUGUAAGUUGCUAAGACUGUCAGAUGCAUUUUAUUAUAAGAAUGAUUCUUCAGUAAAUACUGUUUAUAGAAUCUAAGGUAUAUUAAUAUAGUUAAUACAUAAACAUUCUUACAUCUGUUUUUACUUUAAAGGAAGGAUUGUAUGUUAAUCUGUCAAGACAUAGCGUUUCAUUUGAAGAUCACAGAUUUUUGAGUAUACUCUCUUUUACUAGGAGAACUGAAUUCAUUUCACAUUCUACUCAGAUGAACAUUAUCAUAAAUGUUGGAAAGCUACUAAUAUGGGGAUUAUCUGAAUUGUCUUGUAGCAUAGUGAUCAAAACAUCUUACUGAUUUGUUCACUGUAGUAGCCAAAUAUUCUUGUUAUUCAGUGUGUCUAUGGAUAUACUUUAAAUUGCUAGCCUGUGCUGUUUGUGAAGUGGGUCUAGGAGGAUUAUGGAUAAUUCAAUAGUCAAAAUCUUAGUAGUCAAAUAAAAUGGAAAAAAAAAUUGAUUUAAUGAUUUAAGCUGAAAUGUUGCUUACCAUGAUUGUAUUGUGCUCUACUUUCUUCCAUUUCCAUUAUCUAUUGAAAUACAUGUCUAGAAAAAG